Molecule: messenger RNA, 533 nt
Organism: Acaulospora colombiana
Lineage: Eukaryota; Fungi; Glomeromycota; Glomeromycetes; Diversisporales; Acaulosporaceae
Source: the annotation of a GenBank genome assembly
UGGCAAUGAGAGUACUUCAUGUCGGAGAGGCUUCUGGUAUUAGUGGAGCCAGUACGGAAAUAAUUCAGAAGAUUCCUUUAGUAAAAUUUAAAGCCUUACGCCGCGAGGGUGGUUCGGAUGAACGAGAUAACCAACAAUCGCCGACUGACACGGUUGUUCUCGUAUUGCCUGAAUCACAAUCGGAACCAUCAUCGACUACGUCUCCACCUCAUGAAAAGUCUAGGCUUAAAAGUUUCUUCGGAAAGGGUACAGCUCGCCCCCCAGAGCCAGAGCCAUUUACAAUUUCAAAUCCCGACGAUGCAGUAUGUUCAAUUUGCCUUUCAUCAUAUGAAGACGGCGAAGAACUUCGAAAUUUGUGGUGUUCGCAUCAUUUCCAUAAGACAUGUGUCGAUGAAUGGCUAAUACUGAAUAGGAGGUGUCCAAUGUGCCGUAUGGAUGUAGUUGAAAUGACGGAACAACAUAAUAAAAAGGCAAAAAAUUCUGCGAAUGGUAAUAGCGAUGAUGAUGCUGGUGAAGGGAGUAGUGGAGGAGGG